AUGGCAUCCCAGCCACACCCGCCGCAAGGUCGUGGUGCUUGGCCCAGCGUGGGACCUAGCUACCCAGGCAAUGGAUCACAAUCGUUCGGGCAGGGCAGAGGCAGAGGCAGAGACCCAUCAUCUUCCAUAGCAUCCAGUCAGCAGCCAUGCCCAUACCGCACCUCGUCCCCCCUCAACCUCACCCUCCACCGAGCAGAUCGACACCUCAUCUACCCGCCAGGAGGCAAAGCAGAGCUAGAGCGAAUCGACCCUUUACUCAUCGAAGAAAGGAAAGAGGCCCAAAGGAGAGCUCGGAAGGCAGGACAGUCCGCCUCUUCGCAGACCGAAUCCUCAGAGUCAGUUAUGGAAACCAUCCCCGGCCUGAACAUCUCUCUCUCUACCCCCGAGCUGAGGAAGAAGCGUUGGCCAAGCGAUAAGGUCGUCGCCGAGAAGAGGGCAGAGGCUUGGGACGAUGCUUCGAGAGGAGGCAUAUCGAGACCUAGACCUCAGCAAAAGCAGCAGGCUCCGGUGAAAGGGUCAGACGCCACGAACACUGGGACCAAGAGGAAGCAUGGCGAUGUGAACGAUUCCGGUAGCUCGGACGACUCAUCAGAUGAUGAUGAAGAUUCGAGUGACAGCGAAUCGGACUCGGAUGGGGCACCUUCAGAGCACGGCAUCUCUGCGCCAGCAGAUCAAGACCAUCAAGAUCAAGCUCCACAGGCAUCGACAUCCACUCCAGCAGGCCCACCCGUCUGCCGCUUCUACCUGCAAGGCCGCUGCAACUUUGGCAAUCAAUGCAAGCAGUCCCACUCACAGCCAGCCACAACAGGUGGCCACUCUUCAGCAGCAGCAGCCUCAACCUCUCGCCCUCGGCCACGCCCGCGCAACCCACCACCCAACCCAUUCGAGCCACGCAACCUGCUCCACGCUCUCCUCAAGAAGGAGAUAGCGCAACAUGUCUCAACUGUUGCCCAAGUCGUGCGCUUCCUUGUGCGCAACAACUUCCUGAAGGACGUUGAACUGGAGGCGGGUCAGGCUGAGGAGCAGAGGAGGAGGAGGGGAAGAGUGGUUGAGAUCGGCAAGACCGAGGACACAGCGAUCAUGUCUGCUCCGCAAGAAGACGACGGCAAGCCAGCACCACGCGCUCUCUACCGGGCUCGCUCGCCCUCCCUUACCCCGCUCACAACACUUCACUACCCGCCCGAGCCCGACCCACUCAUCUUUCUCGAUCCUCUCCGCCGGGACGACCCCAAACCUCUCACGCGACCGCAAGUCGUCGCUCUAGCCUCGGACGUACAGCUGCGCAACAUUCUUCGACCACCAUCCACUGCUUUUCCCCUCGGCGAGGCAAGACCUGGCCUAGAGCGAGCUCUCAGCACCUUGGACAGUCUACCAAGUGAUGCCCAUCGCUCUGCAGCCUUAGAGCUCAUCCUUGGCGUCAGUCCUCAAACACCCGUCCACCCGCACCAAAUCGGCACCACCUUUGUUCCUCCCUCCACAACGCCCUCAUCGUCAGGCGGUAGGUUCAUAGGUGAAGUCGAGCUCUUCCGCCUCGGCUUGCGAUGCGGUCCCUCCGAGCAGGAGGCGAUACAGCGGUUGGCAAAGAGGAUCAGUGAGGUAACGGAGGGACCGGAAUUUGAUGUUGAGCCUAGAGGACGCAAGUGGGAGAAGGAGGCGGACAGAAGAGAUAUGCUCAGGAGGUUGGGGUUGGAUGUUGAUUGA
Molecule: messenger RNA, 1701 nt
Organism: Jaminaea rosea
Lineage: Eukaryota; Fungi; Basidiomycota; Exobasidiomycetes; Microstromatales
Exons: 5
Coding region: 1-1701 (566 amino acids)
Biological process (GO): box C/D snoRNP assembly
Cellular component (GO): nucleus
Molecular function (GO): metal ion binding; RNA binding
Source: RefSeq, a predicted model, not a curated record